Molecule: messenger RNA, 840 nt
Organism: Dissoconium aciculare CBS 342.82
Lineage: Eukaryota; Fungi; Ascomycota; Dothideomycetes; Mycosphaerellales; Dissoconiaceae
Exons: 1
Coding region: 300-746 (148 amino acids)
Source: RefSeq, a predicted model, not a curated record
CAUAUGUGGAAUAUGAUAGCGGCUCUGCUAUACCUACGGCGUGUGAAAUUAAUGAUCAGCCAAAGCUUUACCAAAGUCCGGUACCGAUCUCUAUGCGGAGGUAGAAUUGAAAUAUCGUGAGCCAUCCCACUCGAGAUGGGGGUGAUUAGAGUGAGGUUGGUCGGAGUGAUGGAUAAAUUGGGGAAAGUAUGGACCGCACAAGGUGACGGCCGAGUGGAGAUCAAUUGCAUGUUUUCGAAGAUGAUGCCAUGAUGUUCAACAUACCCUCCAUGAUUUCUUAUUAGAUCCAAAAGUGGAAGAUGUGUGUUUGUCCCGCGUUGGAAGCUGUCUUGUUCGCCUCACCGGUCGUACAAGGUUUCGAUGUGUGGAGCGAAUCCGGCGAAUGCCACCAGCGCCCACCGACACCAAUGACAGAUAUAGAGGACAGGAUGCACCUCCAAUACACAAACUGUGUUGGCGAUACUCGAAGGUUGAUGGUCCGGAGCCCUAAAUCAGGGCAUUACCACCUUUCAAUGCAAUGCCCUACUCGAAUUUCCCGAUUGAGCUGGGUGUUGUCCUUUUUCGCGUGCAGUUCCCGGGAGAUUGGACUCGGCAAAUGUAUUUCACUAUGUCGACGGCCACGAUUCAAUGUCCGACACGCUUUGAAACGUGUUUGCUUGAUGGAAUUGGUGGCAGAGGGGAUGCGGGAGGGACGAGUGAAGGAGAGGAUGGAAAUGAGGAGAUGGCACUUGUCCGAGACAAAAUAGCGAGAGAGAGAGAGGAGAGGACAGACGGCGGGAGAGCCGGGGCCCGGAGGUGUGCGUGUGUGUGCUGAGUGAUGGGAGACAACCGUGACCACCU